Molecule: messenger RNA, 2356 nt
Organism: Oryza sativa Japonica Group (Japanese rice)
Lineage: Eukaryota; Viridiplantae; Streptophyta; Magnoliopsida; Poales; Poaceae
Product: S-adenosylmethionine synthase 3-like
Biological process (GO): S-adenosylmethionine biosynthetic process
Cellular component (GO): cytosol
Molecular function (GO): methionine adenosyltransferase activity; ATP binding
Source: RefSeq, a predicted model, not a curated record
GGAGUUUUUUUUAAUGUUUUUUUUAAUUGUUAUUAUUAUCUGCAAAGUUCUUGGGUUGCGCGCGUGCCCUGCGGCCGUUCUUGUUGCUAUCGAUCUUACUAUGAACUAAGGGGGAAGGAUUAGCGUUUAUUUUCCCCGUCCUAGAUAAGUGUGGUAGCUAGGUGAGUAUGCGGUUUGCAACAAUUAAUUGGGGGGAGUGAUUUUACGAAAACUGUCGCUUGAGGAGGUGUGUCAUAUUUUUAGUUAGUGUUAAUUUGUGGUAUUUUUCUCUCUAGUAUGGAGGUGACAUAAGAUGCUGGAACACAAAUUUCUUUUUUUUUAAGGAAAAAUGUGGCAGUACAUCAUCAGGAAUAGUAAAAAUUCUCUGAACUGGGUCAGUAACAGCUCAACUGUAGCUUUUGGUGCGAAUAAUUUAGCGAAUCGAAUUUUUUUUCUUCGAAUCUUGUGCUGUACUCCUGUUAAGAACAAAGCUGCUGCGUGUCGAUCUAUAUGCUUUUGCGAUGUGGGGAUGCUGAGUUCGCAUGUUGCAACAGUUGGGGGUUGAGUGCGGUGGUCAUUCUUUUGUUCCUGGAACCUUUGGCAAUCGGCAUCUUGCCCGACAUGGACUCAUGUUUUUCAGGCCAAGUCCAGGACUUCAGCAGGAUUUGUCUGAUGCCCAGUUGCCUACUUCCCACUUGGGCACUGUCUAUGUCAUGGAAAUAUAUACUUCCAUUGCUGCUACCUGACACUAAUGAGCAAUUCACUAGAUUACCAACUGUUAUUACUUAUUAGUAGAAUUUAAGAAACUCAUUACUACUUGUUAAAACGAAGUUUUCAGCUGUAUUUUAAGGUCGAAGGAGAUGGCUGAGGUUGACACCUUCCUCUUCACUUCCGAGUCCGUCAAUGAGGGACACCCUGACAAGCUCUGCGACCAGAUAUCCGAUGCGGUGCUUGAUGCGUGCCUUGCUGAAGACCCUGAAAGCAAGGUUGCCUGUGAGACCUGCACCAAGACCAACAUGGUCAUGGUGUUUGGUGAGAUCACUACCAAGGCCAAUGUUGACUAUGAGAAGAUCGUCAGGGAUACUUGCCGCGGCAUCGGCUUUGUGUCCAAUGAUGUAGGCCUUGAUGCUGAACACUGUAAGGUGCUUGUCAACAUUGAGCAGCAAUCCCCUGACAUCGCACAGGGUGUCCAUGGGCACUUCACCAAGCGCCCAGAGGAGAUUGGUGCCGGUGACCAGGGGCAUAUGUUUGGAUAUGCAACCGAUGAGACCCCUGAAUUGAUGCCACUCAGCCAUGUUCUUGCUACCAAGCUCGGUGCCCGUCUCACCGAGGUCCGCAAGAACGGGGCAUGCGCAUGGCUGAGGCCUGAUGGGAAGACGCAAGUGACAGUGGAGUACCAGAACGACAAUGGCGCCAUGGUCCCUCUCCGCGUCCACACCGUGCUCAUCUCCACCCAGCACGAUGAGACCGUGACCAACGACGAAAUCGCGGCUGACCUGAAGGAGCAUGUCAUCAAGCCUGUCAUCCCAGAGCAGUACCUUGAUGAGAAGACCAUCUUCCAUCUCAACCCGUCAGGUCGCUUCGUCAUCGGUGGACCUCAUGGAGAUGCAGGUCUCACCGGGCGCAAGAUCAUCAUCGACACCUACGGUGGCUGGGGAGCACACGGUGGUGGCGCGUUCUCCGGCAAGGACCCGACCAAGGUUGACCGGAGCGGAGCCUACAUUGCAAGGCAGGCGGCCAAGAGCAUCGUUGCCAAUGGCCUCGCUCGCCGCUGCAUUGUCCAGGUGUCGUAUGCCAUUGGCGUGCCGGAACCGCUCUCGGUGUUCGUCGACACUUACGGCACGGGCAAGAUCCCUGACAGGGAGAUCCUCAGGAUUGUCACGGAGAACUUCGAUUUCAGGCCAGGCAUGAUCAUCAUCAACCUCGACCUGAUGAGGGGUGGCAAUGGCCGCUACCUGAAGACGGCGGCUUACGGGCACUUCGGGAGGGAGGACCCUGACUUCACCUGGGAGGUGGUGAAACCCCUCAAGUGGGAGGAGCCUUCUGCAUAAACAAACACUUGCAGCCUCUAAAACUGUUUUGGAAAUGUUUCCAUUGAUUUUGGAGAUGUUUUUAUCUACACUUCAGCCUCUGAACUUAAUCAGACCGUCACUACAUGUAUCUAUUUUCACUGCCUUAGUAGCAGGCAGGUAUGUUUAAGGUCUUAUGCUGCUUAGUGUUCUUGUGUUAAAGAAGCUUGUGUGGUGAGUGGUGGAGGGGAUGAUGAAACUAUAAAGAAACUGAAGCCUCUCAUUGGUCCUUGUCUUGUGCGCAGUGCACUUCUGUCCAAAUCUGGUGUCUUGCUUGAUCUCUGAAUAAUUAAGCAAGCUCUCUUGCA